Punica granatum (pomegranate) is the source of this 1589-nucleotide messenger RNA. NCBI's taxonomy places the organism in Eukaryota, Viridiplantae, Streptophyta, Magnoliopsida, Myrtales, Lythraceae. The record is from RefSeq and is a predicted model, not a curated record.
CGCAUACCGGACGCCAACACAUGGAGCCAACCAACCUUCGCUUUAAGAUCAGCCUUUUCCUCUCUCUUUUAAUUCCUCCAUAGCUUUUCCUCUCUCUCUCUCUCUCUCUCUCUCUGCGCUUUUAUCUUUCUCUUCUUCCUCUUAACGAAACGAAGGCAUGGAGCAUACAACCAGCCCUCAGUGGCCACAGGGAACUGGGGUUAUUAAUGACACCAACACGAACAAGCCCGCCAUGGAGAUCAGUCGUAGUAGUAGUAAUACUAAUAACAAUAACAACAAUAAUCAGAACAAUAAGAAGAUGACGAGGCCGAGCAAAGACCAGGCGCCGUUGAACUGCCCGAGGUGUAAUUCCUUGAACACCAAGUUCUGUUACUACAACAACUAUAGCCUCUCCCAGCCAAGGUAUUUCUGCAAGACCUGCAGGAGGUACUGGACCCAGGGUGGGUCCCUCAGGAAUGUCCCUGUAGGUGGAGGCUCAAGGAAGAACAAGAGGCCCCCCUCGUCGAUAUCGUCGUCGGCUCAGCCAGCAAUCCCUCCUCCUCCAGCUCCGUCGCUGUCGAAGGAUUAUAUGAAGCUGUUUCCUCCGGUCGGUUUCCCUAACCCUAGCCAUAGGUUGGGACUCGACGAGGCCCACGAUCUCAACCUCUCUUACCCGCCAAUACCCUCGUCAGCCCCCACCGUCGGCACUAAUGCUAAUGUCGUGUCAAAGGGUUUGAGCUUGAUGAUGAUGGGCCAUAAUUUCAUGCAAGACUUGGCAUUUUCUUCCGGCGAGUUUCCGAGCAGCUUGUUAGACUUCAAGCCUGCAACAACUGCUGCUGCUGCUGCUUCUUCCUCCCUCCUGAACUUCUCCCUAGCUCAUAACGGUAACAAUAGUAACGAUGGCAGGUUCGGGGUUGGUGGUGGACCGAGGAGCUUCCAGUUAGGGCUGCAGGAAGAAAUUAGUGGAGGUAGAGAGGCUAGGGUUUUGUUCCCAGUCGAGGAUCUAAAGCAGUCCAUGCCUAGUAACGGCAGAGCAGCGACUGAUCAUCAACAGCAGCAAUAUGAGCAGAACAAUGGCAGCAGCAGCGGGCUACUGCAAGGAGGAGGAGGAGGAGGAGGAGCAGCAGAUAGCUCCAAUGCUGGGUUCUGGAAUCACGGGCUUCUGCUGAGCGGGUCGACGCCAUGGAUACACGGCAAUCAAAUACAGUGACAGGUCUGCGGGAGUUUAAUAGAGUUUGAGCAUUGAACUGAUCGUCAUUACUAACCAUUAAUUAGGACUUAGGAGUACAUAACAUAUAAAGCUGGAUCUAGGGGGUCUCAGUAUAAUAAUUAGUACGCAGUUGUCUGCUAUAAUCUUGCAGUCUUAAUUAGUUGAUUUCUUUGCUUUUUCUUAAUUACUUCCUUUUUGUUGAAUAAAUGUGUCUUUUUUGUUUGCUUUGUCGACUGUCUUUAUGGGAUAUGGGUGGGAUCAUAGUUUUUGUUUGAAGCUCUUUUUGGACAGCUUCAAAUGGCGGAGUCAGUCACAACUCACAAUGGUAAAGAUUACCAAAAAAAAUAUAUUGUAAAAUCACUCUUUAUGCAUAGUGAAAUCAUAUAUUUGAUCUGUUUAA